Microplitis mediator is the source of this 493-nucleotide messenger RNA. RefSeq lists its product as uncharacterized. Gene Ontology annotation, cellular component: EKC/KEOPS complex. The record is from RefSeq and is a predicted model, not a curated record. The coding region runs from base 204 to 476 and encodes 90 amino acids. The transcript is spliced from 3 exons. Lineage: Eukaryota; Metazoa; Arthropoda; Insecta; Hymenoptera; Braconidae.
UUUUUUUUUUUAAAUUAAACUUGAAAAAAAAAUCGAAAAUUGUUAAUUGUCUGCUAACUUCAGGAUUAUGUACAAAUGUAAAAAUACACGCACAUGUCAUGAGUAUAUGUAAUAAUUAUUUAACAAUUAAAUGUUAAAAAAAAAAAAUUUAAUUUAUUGGACGAUACAGUAAUUCUUUUCAAUUGUAAAAUUUAAAAAUCGUCAUGAAUGAUUUGUCAAUAAAAGUAUCUAUACAUUUUCCAACUGAACGAGAUGCUGAAAUAGCUUAUCAAGUAUUAAGAGUUGACAGUGAACCUAAAAGAAGCGGUGUCUCAAAAACUUUAGUAGUAAACAGUAAUAUUUUAAACGUGGAUUUCAUCGGCAAAGAAAUCAGAAAAAUAAGAGUUGGCUUAACAUCAUUUUUUGAUAGCCUUACAUUAGUAACUGAAACUAUGAAGGAAUUUGAUUCUCGAGAAUCAAAUUACAGUUUUUAUUAAUUUAUAAAAAAAAAUAA